UGGCACGGUACUCCGGACCGCCGUAUCGUUCCAAACAUCGCGCCCUUCUCGCCGCUCUCCUCGCUUUCGCCACUGGAUAUCGAUAUUCCUCCUCCUCCUCCUCCUCCUCCUCUUCCUCCUCUUCCUCCUCCUCCUCCUCCUCCUUCUUCUCCUCCUCCUCCUUCCUCCUCUGUCUCUCCCCCUCCCCCCGUCCCCCCGUUGUUUACGCGUACGUCGAGGACAAGCAGCAAUCGUUUCCCAGUCGGAAAUCGAGCGGAUGGGGCCCCGAAGAUCCGGCGGCGGCCUGGAUCCGUGACAACUUGGAAGCCUGUUCGAGCUACGACCACGGUGUCUCGGCCGAUAAUGCGGCACGGGUUAAGCGUUUAAAGGGACGAAAACGCGCCUAAACCCGUUCGUGGUCCCGCUAAUGAUUCAAACGUUUUAAACGUUUAAUUUGUCCACCCUCUGCGCGGGUGUGGGCUCUGGAUCGUCGUUCACGGAUCGACGUGGCAACGGAACAAGGCAUCCCACGAGGCGAGGGUCGUGACGGAUCGGACACCAACGAUAAUGCGUUCCGCCGUCCGCUGAGAUUGGACCGCUUCGUCGAGAUUUCAGGCUCGCUGGAGUUGAGAAGGAAGGGGGGCGAUUCGAAGGGCAAGGGACGUGACGCGCACGAUCGUCCGCGAGAUGGAUCCCGGCGAAAGUUGCGGAAGGCGAGGUUACGGGACAACAGUGGACCACGAACUCGUUGUUAUUAAAAUAUCAGUGAACACGAAUUAACCCAUCGCCGUUGUGUGUAGCGUCCGUUUUUCUAUUCUUUCCGAAUAACGGAACAUUGGUAUCUGUCGGAUCUGGUGGACGGACGGACCAUGCCACGUUUCUUGAAGAGAUGAUAAUCGACGGACAUUGACAGUGCCUGCCUGCCCGCCGGAUAGACAGAGAAUACGUUACGUCGCGCGUAAUGGAGGAACACGUGAACCAGACCUCGAGAAACUCGUCCUCGGACGGGUUGGUUUUCACGGAUGCCUCGAUCAUUCUCAGAACAUUGGUGCUGGGUCUCUUGAUACUCGUCACCGUUGUCGGGAAUCUGUUCGUGAUAGCUGCGAUCCUGCUCGAGCGGAACCUGCAAUCGGUGGCCAAUUAUUUGAUCGUCAGCUUGGCCGUGGCCGAUCUCAUGGUCGCCUGUCUGGUCAUGCCUCUCGGUGCGGUUUACGAGAUAAACUCGGAAUGGUCGCUCGGGCCCGAGCUUUGCGACAUGUGGACCAGCAGCGACGUUCUCUGCUGCACUGCCUCGAUAUUGCAUCUGGUGGCUAUCGCGGUCGACAGAUAUUGGGCAGUCACCGAUCUCAAUUAUAUACAGGCGAGGAAUCCACGACGGAUUGGUAUGUUGAUCGUCGCCGUCUGGGUGGUGUCCUUAGGAAUCUCGUUGGCGCCCCAACUCGGAUGGAAGGAUCCUGAUUAUUUGGAUCGUAUAGCGGACGGGACUUGUCUGGUGUCGCAGGAUCCCGCAUACCAGAUCUUCGCCACUUGCGCGACAUUCUAUCUACCCCUGUUGGUUAUUCUAUUCCUGUACUGGAGGAUAUUUCAAGCGGCGCGGAAGCGGAUCAGAAGGAGGCCGGGAACCAUUGUGCAGCCAGCUCGUGAAAGAAGAGGCAUCCUUAGAUACGUCACAAAAAGACCGAGGGAGGAAUCGACAGCGUUCACGAUAACGAGAUCCACGCCGGAUCAUUCGUCGAUCUCGCCUGAGAAAUCGUCGUCUUACAACGGGGCGAACGCGACCCAAUCGACCACGGUCACCCCGUCGACCGUCUCGACGACCACGACCACCACCACCACCACGACAGUGACGAAUCCUUCGAGCAGCCACUCGACCCACUCGUCGAGCAAAAGGACGCGCGACACUAUCGAGUCGAAGCGCGAGAAGAAAGCCGCGAAAACGCUGGCGAUAAUCACCGGGGCGUUCGUCGCGUGUUGGUUGCCUUUCUUCGUUGUUGCGUUGCUCCGCGCCACUUGCCAGGCCUGCGAGCCACCUGAGCUCAUAGCAAGCGUCUUCCUGUGGCUGGGCUAUUUCAACAGCACCCUGAACCCUGUGAUAUACACUGUAUUCUCACCAGAGUUCAGGCAAGCCUUCAAGAGGAUGCUUUGCGGUGGUUCCAGGAUAAUUCGCUGACAGUGGAUUUAAAUCUCGCGCCUGUCGCGUAUGAACUGAGAGAGAGAGAGAGAGAGAGAGAGAGACGGGAUAUGCGUGCGUGUACAUAAUAAGACGGUUCAAUAUUCUAACUCCUUCCUCUCUCCUUUUUUAGGUAGCGUUUCGGAUAUCGCGAUACUUAGGCGAGAAAACCCUUAGAGAGAGCCCAUAGAUAGUUUCCCACCCCCGUCCCCUCCCCUCCUUCGGAAACUUUCCGCUGGAAAUGAACAGGUUCAACGAGCGGAUCCGGAUAUAAGUUUCGCCGUUCGAUCCGGAAAGUUUCGCACGAUUUUUCGAAAAAGAUGGACGGAUGAUCCGACAACGAUUGCGCGAUUGUUUCCAUCGAAGCGACGGUAUCCGGGAUAACGCUGCAUCUUAAUCAUAACGCGAGAGAAACUCUCUGCUCGAAAUAGCUCCGCAUUUUCCGAUACGUCUAUUAAAAAAAAAAUAAAAUAAAAAAAAAAGAAGAAAAAAAACGCUCUUUUAUCUAUUAUUAAGGGUUUUUGGUUGGUUGACGAAAAUCACGAGGAGAGGAAGAGACGAGCGCCACGGUCUCUCGAACGAUCAAAAGAGGGGGAAAGAAAAAGGGGGAGAAAGAGAUCGAUCCUCCUGGAGAAAUCUCGAGAUGAUGGAUUGCCAAAUGAUCCAGUUUGAUCCACCUCCGUUUCGAUAGAUUAUUUUAGAUUACGUAUUACAUAAGAUUUCGAUUGUCUUUGCAAGAGGAGCGGAGGUUGAUAUACUCGCGAGAUACGAGAACGAUGUUCUUUGUUCAAUUUAUAUCGUGUUUUAUAAAAUCCACUCGUGAGAUCGUUCGGCGAUCAUGAUUUAAGCGACAGAUUUGUGACUCGUCUUUCUCGUCUCGAUCCGUGCGUUCGUUGUCGAGGCACGGAUCGAGAGGAGAAAGAGAUGAAAUUAGAGAUCGAGCGUAAUUUUUUUCCCCGAUUGCUCGUGCCGAUUGGUCGAAACCGGUUGCUGUUACCCCAAUAUCUACGCGCGAUGAAAACGUGGCGUGCAGAUUGUAUAGACGCUCAUUUAUUUCGUAUAUUUGCUGCUCACGAAAUCGUUCCGCGAUUCUCACUUAAACGAUUUAAAUAAGGAUAGAGUGUUAGAUAUCAUCGGCGGCCAAAAGAAUAAAUAAUAAUAGUUCGUCGAUCUCUCUUGGGCCGAAAAGAAAAGAAAAGGGAAAAGAAAAAGAAAAAGAAACAAAAAAAAAAGUGAAAAAAAGGUAUCGUAGUUUCCGUACCACCGAUGUUUCCAUCGAAUUCUCGCGUGUGACGGCGACGCGUUAACGUCGCUUCCAUUGUAAAUACAAAUGGGAUUUCUAAAAAAAGAUAUCCCUCGCCCCCUUCCCCCCCCCCCUCCGAACUACCGAAUGCGAGAUCGGUAAUAAAACGGGGCGGCCAGGCCGAACCAGCUUGCGCCAGCUAGUUCGCAUCGUUGUUCUCGAGUAGAAGGUGAACGAGAUCUUUGCGCUUCACGUGUCAUGAUUUGCUCACGAGUUCGUAUUCAUCUUCGAAUUACAAUCUCUGGAAACGAUCUUUUUUUCACGAUUCCAUCACGAUCGUGGUGGGAUUCGUUAAACGGGAUCGUACGAACCACUCUUUGUUUCACUUUUUCUCAUUCUUUGUUGAAUACUUUCAUCCGUCGAAUUCCUCUUCCCUUCUUUGAAACUUUUCCAAUUAUCGAAUAUCCUUUGGUUACAAAGAAAUUCGCUUCGAAGCUUUCUUUCUUUCUUUUCAAUUCUUUGAAAUUUUUUAAAUUUUCUUCUCUCACACGCGUCGCGUAAAGAUCGUAUCGAUAACGAUCGUUCAAUAACGCCUUACCUUAUGUACGAAACAUUGGAUACUUUAUCCACACUUUAGCGAGUUUCGAGGAUUAUUGUUUGACAGGGACAAAGAGAUCGAAACGAAAGAAAAGGGAAAGAAGGGAACGUGUAAUUAAUAAAUCGCAAUCAGAGUGCAGAGUUAUCCGGAGAUUCGAUUAUCGGCUUCUGAUCGCGCCCUUUUUUUUCGAUUAUGCGAUCUUUAAAAUUAAAACGAGACGAAGAUUAUAUACGGUGUUCGAAAGUAAAGUAAAAAAAAAA
Messenger RNA from Apis mellifera (honey bee), 4250 nucleotides. It is a transcript of the gene 5-HT1, whose product is annotated as serotonin receptor. The record is from RefSeq and is a predicted model, not a curated record. Bases 941 to 2149 code for a protein of 402 amino acids. Gene Ontology annotation, biological process: adenylate cyclase-activating adrenergic receptor signaling pathway. Gene Ontology annotation, cellular component: membrane. NCBI's taxonomy places the organism in Eukaryota, Metazoa, Arthropoda, Insecta, Hymenoptera, Apidae. The transcript has 8 exons. Gene Ontology annotation, molecular function: G protein-coupled receptor activity.